UAGGGGGGACCCCACUUUUCAGUGAAGUGACAGGCAUUUGCUCCAGCACCAACCGGGCCCUUCCCCCGGGAAGGUCUUGUGGAGGCUUAAGAGCAAACAGAACUAGGCCCUCAACUCCCCCUUCCCAAUAUAUUCAGUCCCAUAGACUCCAUUUCUGCCCCCAACCCCGCAACUCUACCCAGAAACUCUCUGCUUCUCCCAAGGCUGAACUAGGAUUGGGACCUCUCUGUGAAUCUUUCUAACUUUGUCACUGUCUUCCGUGACUGCCUGUCUCAGAUUCAGACCUUCCUGGACCAGCUCUGCUUCACUUUGUUGGCACAUCCCAGCACCGAGGUUGCCCAGAGCACACACCGGAGCCCUGAGGUACUCCCUCCAUCUUUGGAACACGCUAGUAAUUCAUUGAUAACAGGAAGUUAUGAGGGACCCUGUGAGUAGCCAGUACAGCUCCUUUCUUUUCUGGAGGAUGCCCAUUCCAGAAUUGGAUCUGUCGGAGCUGGAAGGCCUGGGUCUGUCAGAUACAUCCACCUACAAGAUCCAGGAGAGCAGCGUUGGCAAAACGACGGGGCAAGCAACUGGAGCAGAGCAGGAGAAGAACCUAGAAGACGAUGCCCUCCUUGAGUACAGCACCUUCAACUUUUGGAGAGCUCCCAUUGCCAGCAUCCACUCCUUCGAAUUGGACUUGCUUUAAGCCCAAGACCUCUCUCUUCCACCACUUUGCCCUCAUUGCCUGACCUUAAAACCCCCAUCCUUCCACCCUUUUCCCCUAUCAAUCUUGCUGUCUCCCCCUUACUGUGUUGAGGUGGUGCUGAUGAAUCUGCCUGAGUUGUGUUUUAUGUAUUUAUUUAUUUAUGUAUCUUACCAGUUUUUCCUCAAAAGUCCUCAAGUCACAAAGUAAAGGGUUCAAGCAAUGGAAUAUUGGGUCACAGGGAUUCUUUCCUUCCCCAGACAUUAAAUCCAGAAAAAAGACUGGUGAGGGCACCACCGAGUUGUAUAGCAGUGUAAAAUGGACGACUGAUUUUUAAGUUCAUUUUAAUCAGCUUUCAGAGAGUGCUCAAACCUUCCUAAUUUGUUGUUCCAAGCCAGGAAACACAAGUAUUUCUUCAGGGGUUGAUGAAAACCCUGUAAAUUCUGAUUAUCUGCUAUAAAACUGUAGGGUUUCUAAAAGGUUAAGGUGAUCCUGCUGCUUCUUGUGAUACACUUUUUUCUCAGAGAAAUUAGGGGCAGUUAAAGGUAUGAAACAAGAGGAAAUAACACAGUGUGGGAGAUGAUAAUAAGAGAAAAGCCCUGAAUCAUUUCAGAAACAGUUACUCUCUCAAAAGUUGUUCCUCCUUUAAGCCUACUCAAUUUACAAUUUUGCUCCUGUGGGCUGAAAACACUAGCUGAGGAAAAUCAGAUUUCAAAUCUUAAAAUGCAAUCUUGCUGUUAUGAUAAUUUGUAAGAUUUUAUUCAGUCUCUAAAAGGCAUAGGCAUGGGCCUUAGUAUUUUAGUUUGCCCUCUUGCAUUUGCAGUGUAGGAUACUGAUCAAAUGGGCCUUGGGCACAGUUCUUCAGCUACCUUGACACUAUGAAACGAACAAUCAACUCUGACCCUACCCACUCCUCCCCAAAUUAUUGCUGCUGAUUUGUGCUGCCAUUUAAUCACUUCUUUAAUAAAGAUAUUCAAUCCCAGGA
Dama dama (fallow deer) is the source of this 1670-nucleotide messenger RNA. RefSeq names its product MLLT11 transcription factor 7 cofactor (gene MLLT11). NCBI's taxonomy places the organism in Eukaryota, Metazoa, Chordata, Mammalia, Artiodactyla, Cervidae. Gene Ontology annotation, biological process: positive regulation of release of cytochrome c from mitochondria; positive regulation of DNA-templated transcription; apoptotic signaling pathway. The transcript has 3 exons. The coding region runs from base 416 to 688 and encodes 90 amino acids. The record is from RefSeq and is a predicted model, not a curated record. Gene Ontology annotation, cellular component: nucleoplasm; cytosol.